Molecule: messenger RNA, 2324 nt
Organism: Sclerotinia trifoliorum
Lineage: Eukaryota; Fungi; Ascomycota; Leotiomycetes; Helotiales; Sclerotiniaceae
Source: the annotation of a GenBank genome assembly
ACUUAGAGAUCACAUUUAUAUUUCGAAGGAGAUAAGGGAAUCGCAAAGAAAGUAUUAUGAAAGUUUGGUGAAAAGAACGUGUAAGCCCUGUUUCCGUUUCUAUACUAAUACAUAAUAAUACACAUACAUGUAGGGAUAUAUAGUAUGUAUAUGCAUACACUCAUUCUUAUGGAUACAAUAUUCAAUAUUCAAUAAUUGAUUUUGCUGUUUUCGUUCAUACAUGCUUCACACAGUCAUUAGUAUCUAUCCAUAAUCCUUCUUAUCCGCGCGGCUGGGCGGCGUCAUUUCUAUUUCUCAUAGCUACAAUUGUGUUGUAUGUAUUUCCUUACCUUUUCUGAAUCAUUCAAUCUCCAAAUUUCUUAAAAUAUCUACUUGAUAAUUAUCCAUUUUUCAUCCAAUCUGACCUUCUCUUCUAUCUCUCUCUAGCUUUCCUAUCUUGAGAUUUUGUCAUUCGCAGUAUGGCACCCUUGGCUCCGAUCUUCAAGAAAGCAUACUUUUCUAUUUUCUUUGGAAUUUUCUUCUACGCUUUAGCAUUGAUUGCCUUGACAAAUCCAUGGCUGCAAAGACAGUAAGUCAUGCAUUCUGCUUUAACAAUGAAUAUAUCGUUUUGCUCAUACCUAAAGUGUUAUGUAUGUGCAUAAAUUGCGUUUGCCACAAGCCUGGGCAACGGAUAUAGACAAGCCAGAAAGGUUCGGCUUCGCUAGUCAGUAACAUCAGCCAUAUACAUACAUAUCCUCCAUUGCUCAAAAUCUGUAGAGAAUCAGGUAUCACCAUUCAAUUUCAGUACUCCAGAUGGCGAGACCCUCUACGCUUGGCACAUAAUGCCACUUGGGCUUUAUGCUAAGCAUGAACCCGAGAUAUUGGAGCAACCUUCGGGAUUUGUCGAUGAUAUAACCCUUACGAAAGGAUUCGAAUUGCUGAAAGAUGACCCGGAUGCUCGGCUGAUUAUCAAUUGUGAGUCUUUCCCUGAAUCAUCUCUUUACCACACGCUGAUGAUAAAAGUUCAUGGGGUACGGAUAGUUUCCCCUUUUUAUAUUUGAUGCCAUUAGCUGAUUGUCCCACAGACUUUUGGGAACGUGGCUCAAGGAGAACGAACGGGUUCAUAUCGGGCGAUACCUGAUGGAAGCACCUCAAACAUUCACAUAUUAGCCAUUGACUAUCGAGGGUUUGGUCGCUCAACUGGCUUCCCCACCGAAGAAGGUCUCAUUACUGAUGGCAUUGCGGCAGUCGAUUGGGCUAUGAAAGUCGCCAAAGUUCCAUCUUCUCGAAUUGUUGUUCUAGGACAGAGUUUAGGAACAGCAGUUGCAUGUGGAGUGAUAGAACAUUUUUCAUUGCAAGGGAUCGAAUUUGCAGGUGUUGUACUUGUAGCAGGCUUUACAGAUGUUUCAAACUUACUCACCAGUUACUCUAUUGCGGGUUGGAUCCCACUACUCUCACCAUUGCGACCGUAUCCCGCGUUACAAAAACUCUUCAUUAGCUAUCUGAAUGACAAAUGGCCUUCUACCUCACGACUUACGAACUUUGUCAAGAUCAGCAAGCGGGUACGAUUAUUCAUAAUUCAUGCUUUGGAUGAUUACGAGAUCCCAUGGUAUCAUUCCCAAGGGCUAUUCGCGGCAGCGGCGAACGGUACUAUGGAUAGUGGAAUAGAUAUGGAGUUAUUAGAGAAGAUGAAAGCGCGAAAUACAAUUAACAUGGGUGAUGGAGCUUUCAUUUCGACCUGGAAGACUGGGAAUGAUAAAAUUAUUCGACAAGAAGUUGUUGGUCAUGGCGGUAAGUAUUUACAGGUCACCAGUAAUAGAUAGAUGUUAAGCUUUUCCUAACUCAUUUCUAGCUCAUAGCACGGUUCUAACUUAUGCGCCUCUAUCUUUAGCAGUGGUAAGCUCAAUGACAUAUCGUGCUCCUUAAUGUUUCAAUGCACAUAUCCUACCUCUUUAACCAUAAGAAAUCCCUGAUGUUCUUUGUUUGGAAUUUUCAACGAAUGCUCCUUACUUACCCCUUGAAUCUAAAACCUUUUGUAUACAUGCCAUUGCAUUACUGACUCCUCAAUGUUAUAGUUUAAGGCAUUUGGCUUUGACAACGGAGGGGUACUACCAUGAUCAGCAAAUCCAUGAUAGUAGAAGCAUAGGCAAUAAAAAAUGUGAGUAAUGGACACAGAUUUGUUGUAUUUAUAUGGCAUAAAAGGUAUCGAAGGUAUAUGAGCUGGAAUCUUGUCGAUUGAUUGUUCAUCCUGGAAUAAAGCACAUAUGUCGAAGCACAGCUUUUUAUUUUGCAUCGCUCAGUUAUUCAAUAUAGACAUUGUACUCUAUAAAUAAUGCUUUUUAUUC